AUCUCCUCAAUAGACCCAAACUGGGCCUCAAAAUUCCGUCUCUGGAUCUCAAUCUGUCUCAAAUAUUCCGCAUCAUCGUCAUUUCCACCCAUUUUCCCAAUCAACUUUGUUUAUAUUCUAUUCGCCUCUAUACAAAAAGCUCAUCUCAAAUUUUUUUUUUGUCUUUAUCCACAUUUUGGAACCGGCCACUCCAUCACCAAAUUCGAAAAGAUGAAUCAUAAAACAACCAUUAAACAAAGCCAUUUAAUACACCAAUCCUCAAUAUGACACGUUUCAGAGGGUGCAUCGACAUCCACUCGGGCCAAGUCAAGCAGAUCGUGGGAGGAACACUCCACAGCGACGACAACAACAACGCCAAUGCCAAUUCCCAAGAUCAUGGCCAAUUAUCCACAAAUUUCGUUUCAACUCAACCUUCAUCCUAUUAUGCUUCAUUGUACAAAGAGCACAAUGUCAAGGGGACCCAUGUGAUCAAACUAGGUUCGAAUAAAGCGAAUGAUGAAGCUGCGCUGGAGGCACUAAGGACAUGGCCUGGUGAGUUGCAGAUUGGUGGUGGUGUGAAUUAUGAGAAUGCUCAGUAUUGGAUAGAGAAUGGUGCUAGUCAUGUUAUUAUAACUUCUUGGUUAUUCCCGCAAGGUGAGUUUAGUAAAGAAAGAUUGGUUAAAUUGAGUGAAUUGAUUGGGAAGGAGAGGAUAGUUGUUGAUUUGAGUUGUAAAAGAAAGCCAAUUGUUGAAGGCGAUGAAGUUAAAUGGGUUGUGGCAAUUAAUAAAUGGCAAACAUUAACCAAUUUUGAAUUGAAUUAUGAAAAUUUUAAAGAAUUGAGUGAAAAUUGUGAUGAAUUCUUGGUUCAUGCGGCUGAUGUUGAAGGGUUAUGUAAAGGGAUUGAUGAAGAAUUGGUUUCAAAAUUAAGUGAAUGGUGUGAUAUUCCAAUUACUUAUGCUGGUGGUGCAAAGAAUAUUGAUGAUUUGAAAACUGUGGAGAGGUUAAGUAAGGGAAAAGUUGAUUUAACUUUUGGAAGUGCAUUAGAUAUAUUUGGAGGCAAACUUGUGAAAUUUCAAGAUUGUGUUGAAUGGAAUAAAGGUAAAUAAACAUUAUACUAUUAUACUAAUUUGCAUUUUAUCUAUACACUUUUUCCCCCAUUCAGUAGUUUGCACCACCGUAUUGACCAUAAGUUGAAGCAUUACCACCAUAAGCUGAAGCAUUACCUCCGGCACCAUUAUUAUUAUAUUGAGAUCCAGCUCCACGAGAAUAAGUUGAAAAAGCACCACCAUUAUAUUGAGAAUGAUUCCCACCAUAAGCAGUUCUAUUACCAUCUUGAUUCAAAGACAUGACUAUCCCAGCCACUUUUUUUUGUAAUUCAUCAAUCCCUCUUAAUACAACUUGAUCAGGAGUGAGUGAACCAAUAGUUUCCACAUUAACAUAAAAUUUAUUUGGUUCAGCUUU
This is a messenger RNA of Hansenula anomala, 1440 nucleotides long. It is a transcript of the gene HIS6, whose product is annotated as 1-(5-phosphoribosyl)-5- ((5-phosphoribosylamino)methylideneamino)imidazole-4-carboxamide isomerase HIS6. The transcript has a single exon. NCBI's taxonomy places the organism in Eukaryota, Fungi, Ascomycota, Saccharomycetes, Phaffomycetales, Wickerhamomycetaceae. Gene Ontology annotation, cellular component: cytoplasm. The record is from RefSeq and is a predicted model, not a curated record. Bases 264 to 1085 code for a protein of 273 amino acids. Gene Ontology annotation, biological process: L-histidine biosynthetic process; L-tryptophan biosynthetic process. Gene Ontology annotation, molecular function: 1-(5-phosphoribosyl)-5-[(5-phosphoribosylamino)methylideneamino]imidazole-4-carboxamide isomerase activity.